This is a messenger RNA of Postia placenta MAD-698-R-SB12, 570 nucleotides long. RefSeq lists its product as hypothetical. The record is from RefSeq and is a predicted model, not a curated record. Lineage: Eukaryota; Fungi; Basidiomycota; Agaricomycetes; Polyporales; Adustoporiaceae. Bases 1 to 570 code for a protein of 189 amino acids. The transcript has 3 exons.
AUGCUCACCAUGCGCACUCUGUCUGCAAUCGUGGCCGUCUCUCUUCCCCUUCUGCUUCAAGCGGAAGGUCUGCUGAUACGUCGUCAGGAAGACACAUCGGAACAUGGAUUCAUCUCAAGUCCCACAGCAGGCACGGAGAUUGCGCCAGGCGCUAGCUUUGCCUUCGACUACGCCACCAGCGACUGGUGCCACCAGGGCUAUAGCAUCUUCACCGUCUGGCUCACGCCGGGGCCCGACGCACCAACGUUCUCGGACGUGACCAGCACGACUGGGAACACGCGCGGAAGCGUCGGAGAGCUUAUUAAUGGCACAUACCUCUACAGCUGGGGCGAGUUCACGGUCCCCAACUUCGCAUGGCUCAUUGGGAAAGCAGGGCUCCCGCCGCUUGGGACUCCACCACCUCCCACGCUGACCAUGCCUAACCUGCUGGAGCUCAAUGGCACAUCGUACACCAACGCGGACUUCUAUCUCACCGUUGUAGAUUCUUUUUGGGAUUGCCCACCUGACAUCCCUAUUGAACUGGGGUUGGAUUACGUGGAGAUCAUUUACAACGCUACAUCAGCCGCCUGA